AUGCAUCUUCCGAGUGGCGAUAAGACCCUCCACCUUGGUGGCGUUUCUGGAAUGUCCGAUAUGGGCAUACACAGCAACGGCAUAUCCAAGCCGCAGCAAAACGGUUCACACACCAAUGGCUCCAACGGCACGAACGGUCACAGCUCACAGGUUAAUGAACUGCAAAUACCGCGUCCUAGAGGAGAGGAGCUGUCCGGGACACUGGACACUAUUCUCACGGCUUGGACCAUCUUGAUCCAUCGUUACCAGCGUGAUGCGUUCCAGCAAUUCACGUGGGGCAUCAAAGCUGGUGAGAAGGACGGAAAAGCCCAAUGCAUACAAACAGCAGACUUCGACCUGCCAAGCCAAAAAACAGCAGACAGCUUGAAAGCAAAACUUGGUUCUACACGAACAGCUGAUCUUGCGCUUGCUCAGGGUUCAACACUCUUUUUGAAUGAUGGCACUAGUAGUGAAAAUAUGACUAAUGCCAAGCAGUGGACUUUCGAAGUAUCGCUCGAUAUCUCCGAGAGUUCGAUACACGCAGCCACUCGAUGGCUGCCACCAACCAUGUCACAAUACCAAGCUGUGUCUCAGCUUCAAUCUUUUGGUCAUAUUCUUGAGACGCUUCUCAAUGAGCCGAAUCACGACAUCUCGGAUCUUGUGUCCAUCUCUCAAAGGGAGCUCGAAGAGAUAUGGAAGUGGAACUACCCCGAGCCCGAGGAGCGGAAGGUAUGCCAUCACGAUAUGAUCUCCGAGAAAGCUGCACAGUUCCCAGACAAAAUCGCGAUUGAUGCCUGGGAUGGUACCUUGACUUACAAACAACUUGAAGACUAUUCAACAAGCUUGGCGCAGAAUCUUCGACUAAUAAACGACUCUGCAGACCAGGUCAUCCCAGUGCUCUUCGAGAAGUCGCGAUGGACGGCAGUAGCUGUGCUUGCAGUCUUGAAAGCAGGCGCAUGCUUUGCUCUGCUCGAUCCUGCGCAGCCAGAAGGACGUUUACGAUCGAUCACUCAGCAGCUCAACCCCUCACUGCUCAUCUGCGCAAAGUCGCAAGCCUCACUUGCUGCGCAGAUUUCUCCCUCUUCUACCAUCAUACCAAUCUCUGAGUCCAAAUUCGACAAGGUGUAUUCUCCCACUGCAGAGCAACAGCCAAAGACUAGUCUACCAAAAGUGUCUCCAUCGGCAAACAUGUACAUUCAGUUUACAAGCGGCAGCACUGGAUUGCCGAAGGGAUGCCUUGUUUCUCACAGUCAGUACACCACUGGUGCCAUACCUCGUGGGUGGCACGUCGGCUACCGAGAGCACUCACGAGUCUUCGAUUUUGCUAGCUACGCUUUUGACGUCAGCAUCGACACCAUGUUUUGCACGCUAGCGAUUGGAGCGACGCUAUGCACGCCCUCUGAGGAGCGUCGUAUGAACGAUCUCAGCGGCGUCAUGCGUGAUCUACGAGUUACACUCGCUGGCAUGACCCCAUCCGUGGCCCGAACUCUAGACACGGACGUCUUGGACAAGCUCGAGUCCCUUGGAUUAGGUGGUGAAGGUCUCACUCCUAACGAUGCAAUAUCUUUUGGUCGCCGGACACGCGUUGUGAAUGCCUACGGACCUUCAGAGUGUACAGUUGGGGCCACUGUCAAUCCCAAUGUCAACACCAAACCUUACAUCACUAUGGGAAGAGGCGCAGGAUGUGCAUUGUGGCUGACUGAGCCAAACAACCACAACAAGCUUGUACCCAUUGGUGCAGUUGGUGAACUACUCAUCGAAGGACCGAUUGUCGGCAAUGGAUACUUGAGCAACCCAGAAAAGACAAAGGAGGUUUUCAUCGAAGCCCCAGAGUUCCUCAUUCAGGGGAGCAGAAGCUUUCCGGGGCGACAUGGACGCGUUUACAGAACUGGCGAUCUUUGUCGUUUUGAUCCCGACGGUGAUGGCGAAGUUAUGUUCGUUGGUCGAGGGGAUCAGCAAGUCAAGCUUCGCGGCCAACGCAUAGAAUUGGCGGAGAUUGAGCACAAUAUGCAGAAGCACCUCCCAUCAGAGUGCCAGCUUGCGGUAGAGGUAAUCAAGCCAGGUGGAAUCGGUGAAGCAACUCUCGUCGCUUUCCUGGUAGAAGACAUGAAGAAUGGUAUGCGACAUCUGGAAGGCACCGUCUUUGGUAAUUUUUCAGAAAAGUUCCACGCUACACUGCAGAAGAUGACGAAACAACUCUUCAAGGACCUGCCGGGAUACAUGGUGCCUAUCGCCUACAUUCCACUCUGGAAAAUGCCACUCCUCAUAUCAUACAAGACAGACAGGAAGCGACUUCGAGAGAUUGGAAGCUCUAUCACGCGCCAAGAUCUCAGGCGUUUCAAUUCCACAGUAGCUGAGAAGAAGGAGCUCGCUACUGAAACGGAAAUCAAGCUCGCAGCAGUGUGGGCAAAGCUGCUCGGAGGAGAUACCGACUUUAGUGCGAACGACAACUUCUUUAGUAUGGGCGGCGACUCUUUGCGCGCUAUGCGUCUUGUCGCCAAUGCCCGGAAAGAGGGCAUGGUGCUGUCCGUGCCGGACGUCCUGCUCAACCCAACAUUGUCGGCCAUGGCAGCCAAGGCGACGCUACUUUCAGAGGAAGAGGCGAACGAAGUGGCGCCGUUCUCCCUCAUCGGGGAAGAUUGGGACGCUGAGCAGGCUCGAACAGAGAGCGCGCAGCUUUGCAACGUGGAUGUCUCAAUGGUUGAAGACGUGUACCCUUGCACACCACUUCAAGAAGGACUCAUGGCGCUGUCUUUUAAGUUUUCCGAUGCCUACAUCGCUCAGCGUGUGGCAACACUUCCUCGUGAAGAAGCACGGCAGCUGAAGAAAGCUUUCGAGACAGCUGUUAAGGGUACGCCAAUUUGGCGAACGCGCAUCGUCAAUGUCCCUGGCCGUGGUCUCUUCCAAGUUGUGCUCAAAGACUGGAACGCUUUCCGCGAACAUGGUUCAGACUUAGCUACUUAUCUCAAGAACGAGAGGCUAGAGGCUAUGGAUCUCGGUAAAGCACUCUUCCGCUAUGGGCUGGUCGAAGAAGAAGGAGCCGAUACUGCACAUGUCGUUAUUACAUCACAUCACGCAAUCUACGAUGGAUGGUCCAUGCCGCUGGUGCUUGAGAGGACCGAGCGUGCAUUGAAAGGUCUCGAUACGAUCCGCCCUGCGUCAUUCCGACACUUCAUCAAGUACCUCCUCAAGCACAAUCCCAGUAUCUCGAGAGAUUGGUGGAAGCAGCAUAUGGAGGGUGUAAGCCCACAUCAAUUUCCUCCGCUCCCGCACAAAGGAUACAUCACACAAGCCAACGCACUGCUCGACCAAGACAUCGCUGCUCCAACCUCAGCACAUUCGAGACACACACUUGCCACAAUCAUUCGCGGGGCAUGGUCGCUUCUUUCCUCACUCUACAUGGGUCACUCAGAUAUAGUCUUUGGAGAGACACUCACAGGCCGAUCCGCGCCAAUUCAUGGUGUUGAGCAGAUUGAAGGGCCAAUGAUCACGACUAUUCCAGUACGUGUCCGUGUUGGUCUUGAUCAGUCCGUUAAUGACUAUCUGCAAAUGAUCCAUACGCUCUCCGUGCAACAAAUCCCGCAUGAGCAUCUCGGGCUCCAGAACAUUCGCCGAGUGAGCAAGGAUGCCCGCGCAGCAUGUGACCUCCGCACUGGAUUCGUCCUUCAGCCCAAGGUCGUGGACGAUUGGAGUAGCAAUGCCUACGAAAACUCACUCCUGGCAAGGUUCAUGCCCGCGAACGAAGGCGAAGCGGCGCGAGAAGCGCUCAAGUUCAACACCUACGGCAUCAUGCUUAUCUGUACCUUGGACAAGAAUGGUUUCAAUGCCAUGACAAGUUUCGACACGAAUUGCAUUAGUAUUCCUGCUAUGCAGCGAGUGCUUGACUUGUUUGAUCGCAUCGUCACUGCUUUCUUGAGUAGUCCAGAAGCCAAGCUUGCCGACCUGGCGGUUCUUACUCCUGAAGAAGAGGAAGAUGCUAGACAAAUGAGGCCCGCGGAUAUCAUGACCGAUAGUGGCGUGGCUAUGGCACCAGUUGAGACACUCUCUGCCAACGAAGAGAAGUUGAGAUCGCUACUUGCCAGGAUCCUAAGCAUGCCUGAGACAGAAAUCAGUCCCAGCGACAGCUUCUUCGAGCUUGGAGGAGACUCGAUCGGAGCUAUGAGGCUCGUGUCGGAUGCCCGAGCUCAAGGCUUCAGCAUCUCGGUCGCACAAGUCUUCCAAAGCAAAUCGCUCGCUGACCUUGCCAAGUUCUUCGGCAACGAUAAAGAAGAAAAGCUUAUUGAUAUGCUCAGCCGCACUUUUAGCUUCUUCGAAUUAGGUGGCGACUCUAUUGGUGCGAUGCGACUAGUUUCGGAUGCUCGGUCACAAGGCCUGGAGAUUACUGUUGCGCAGGUGUUCCGAAGCAAGUCGCUGGCUGAGCUUGCUGCAUCUGCGCAACAAGCGCAGUCUUCACAAUCUCAAGUGCUUGACACACCAUACCUUGCUCUUGGUAAAGAAGCGUCCUUGUACAGUGCUGACCGCAUCUGCUCGUACCUCGAGAACCCAGAGUGGGAUAUCGUGAACAUUUACCCACUCCGGCCGCUUCAACAGCUUGCAGUCGAGGGUACCGUUGCUCUUCCGCGCUACUCACUGCGGUAUGAACUGAUCAAGUUCACCACGCCCAUCGACGAGCAAAGACUUCACGACGCUUGCCAAGAGCUUGUGGCCCGCAACGAAGUAUUGCGCACAGUCUUUGUGCUGGACGGAAGCAAGAACCUUGGUGUCGUACUUUCGUCUCUCCAGGUGCCCUAUAGUCAAGUCACGGUGCCCGAUGGCAUAGACAUCAACUCCUUCGCACAAGGCUACGUGCACAGCGACAUUUUAGCGCCCAAGCCCCACGGAACUUCCUUCGUCGGAUUCACUUUGUUCGUGUCGCCCAGCACAGGUGCUUCGACACUUGCAUUCCGUAUCUCGCACGCACAGUACGACGAGAUGUGCUUGCCGACGCUCUUUGAUCAGCUUUCGGCACUGUACUGCGGCAGCGAAGUGCCAGUCAUGGACCCUUACACUAAGCACGUGAACCACGUCGUGCUGAACAACAUCCCUGUCAGUAUUCCAUACUGGCAAGAGCUACUCGACGGCUCCAAGAUGUCUGUCAUGAAGCCAGACAUUCCGCUCGUGCAGCGCAAGAUGACCGACACCUACAUGGAGUUCGACAUCUCCUCGCGCCCGAAAGGCAUCACCAUUGGCUCGCUGCCCACUGCCGCCUGGGCACUUGUACUCGCGCGCCGCCUCGCUACCAAGGACGUCGUCUUCGGCGAAGUCGUCAACGGGCGCAGUCUCGGUCUCCCCAACGCCGACCGUAUCUACGGCCCAACAUGGCAAUAUGUCCCCUUCCGCGUUCCCUUCAAGUCUACCUGGACAUACCUCGAUCUGCUCAAGUUUGUGCAGCUUCAGCACGUGGAGUCUUCUUCAUAUGAGGGUAUGGGCUUUGCCGAGAUUGUGGAGAACUGCACGAACUGGGACCCCAAGGAGACUACGUGGUUCGACACAGUUGUGCAUCAAGCCCCAGCUUGGGUCGAAGAACUUCCCUUUGGCGAUGACGUGGAUGGCAACAAGGUCGAAGCGAAGUUCGAGACGAUGUACCCACACCCAGAGCCGCUCAGGGAGUGGAAGUGCCAGGCUUUCGUGCGGGACGGAGGUAAGAAGCUGGGAAUUGAGAUUGUGACGUUUGAGGAGUGGAUUGGGGUUGGAAAGGAAGUAUUGAAAGAGGUUGGAGAAGCGCUGAGCAUGUUGAUGAAUGGCAAUGCUGGAAACAGGAUUUUCGAGGAAGAGGUGGCCGAAGCGCCAAAGCGGACCCUGGAGGAUUUUGAGGGUGUGAUGUGA
Molecule: messenger RNA, 5844 nt
Organism: Parastagonospora nodorum SN15
Lineage: Eukaryota; Fungi; Ascomycota; Dothideomycetes; Pleosporales; Phaeosphaeriaceae
Exons: 4
Coding region: 1-5844 (1947 amino acids)
Biological process (GO): secondary metabolite biosynthetic process; amino acid activation for nonribosomal peptide biosynthetic process
Cellular component (GO): cytoplasm
Molecular function (GO): catalytic activity; phosphopantetheine binding
Source: RefSeq, a predicted model, not a curated record